Molecule: messenger RNA, 3197 nt
Organism: Megalops cyprinoides (Indo-Pacific tarpon)
Lineage: Eukaryota; Metazoa; Chordata; Actinopteri; Elopiformes; Megalopidae
Gene: fam49al
Product: family with sequence similarity 49 member A, like
Exons: 12
Coding region: 581-1552 (323 amino acids)
Biological process (GO): regulation of actin filament polymerization
Molecular function (GO): small GTPase binding
Source: RefSeq, a predicted model, not a curated record
AGAGAGAGGGAGAGAGAGAGAGAGGGAGAGAGAGCAGAACACAGCGUUCUAUUUCACAUAGAUUAACAGCUGCUGGGCAGGGACUGUCUUGAGCACAUAGAGAGAGAGAGAGAGAGAGAGAGAGAGAUUGAGUGAGGGAGAGCAAGCGUUGCUGAGACACGAGAGAGAGAGAGAGGGAGAAAGAGAAAGAGGGAACCGCGGCGUGAGGUUGUGCUUGAGGCGAAAGCAGGCGCAGGUUUGGGUAAUUCACGGCCAUCUGGGUCACUUGGAUAAAGGAACGCUCUCAGAAAACACAAGACCUUUUUCCCCCCACACACCGUUAAGAUUCCAGGGGAACUCUUGCUUUUUUUUCUUUUUUUUUUUUUUUUUACAACAAUUUUUGAUUUGCACCCUCAUCCCCCCUCCCCUUUCCCCCCUGGUCUGGCUGCAAGAGAAUCAGGACACUGUUUCACCGUCUACAUCGUCAGCCGGUUGCGAGGUGCUGAUGCUGUGGUUCUGAGCAGGAGCUGAGCAGUCCCGGUUGAUGCAGUGAAGCAGUGAAGAGCUCCUUGAGGAAAGUCGUGAGCAAGGUUUGCUGGCCAUGGGGAACCUCAUUAAGGUCCUUGGCAAGGAUUUAGAGAACUGUCCGCAUUUUUUCCUGGACUUUGAAAAUGCCCAGCCCACAGAGGCCGAGACGGCGGUGUGGAACCAGGUGAGCGCCGUGUUAGAGGAGGCUCAUGGGAUACUGGCGGAGCUGCAGUCCUACAAUGGAGCGGGGCAGGAGAUAAGAGAGGCCAUUCAGAACCCAAGUGACCUACAGCUGCAGGAGAAGGCCUGGAAUGCAGUCUGCCCCCUGGUGGCCAAACUGAAGCGCUUCUACGAGUUCUCCCUCAGGCUGGAGAAUGCUCUGCGCAGCCUGUUGGAGGCACUGACAAGCCCCCCCUACGCCCCCAUGCAGCAUCUGGAGCGGGAGCAGGCCCUGGCCAAGCAGUUUGCCGAAAUCCUGCACUUCACACUCAGCUUCGACGAGCUCAAGAUGACAAAUCCAGCCAUUCAGAAUGACUUCAGUUACUAUAGGAGGACCAUUAGUAGGAACCGCCUCAACAACCAACAGUUGGACGCUGAGAAUGAGGUGAACAAUGAAAUGGCCAAUCGAAUGUCGCUGUUCUACGCGGAGGCCACUCCCAUGCUGAAGACCCUUAGCAAUGCCACCACUAAGUUUGUGUCAGAGAACAAGACGCUGCCGAUAGAGGACACGACAGACUGCUUGAGCACCAUGGCGUGCGUGUGCCGGGUCAUGCUGGAGACCCCGGAGUACAGGUGCCGUUUCACCAACACGGACACCAUGCUGUUCUGCAUGAGGGUGAUGGUGGGCGUCAUCAUCCUCUACGACCACGUCCACCCCGUGGGCGCCUUCGCCAAGACCUCCAAGAUCGAUAUGAAAGGCUGCAUCAAGGUUUUGAAAGAACAGCCUUCAAACAGCGUGGAGGGAUUGCUGAACGCACUGAGGUAUACAACACGGCAUCUAAACGACGAUAGCACCUCCAAACAAAUCAGAGCCAUGCUGCAAUGAGAGAGGGGAGAGGGGAGCGGGGAGAGAGGGAGCAAGCACAGGACGAGAGAAAGAGCGAGGGAGGGGGGAGAGAGAGAUAGAGGGAGGAGACAGCGAAGUUACAUACAUGGGUGGCUGGCAGUCUUGGGUGACCCGAUCUCAGAAACCCGUUUGUUUACAAGAAUGAAAUGCAAAACAAUUUCAAUGUCAAUAACCUGAAACAGGGGGGGGAAAAAGAAAAAAAUAUAUAUAUUGUCAAUCGCUCAUCUUCAUGUCUCUCAUUUUGUAAAAAAAAAAAAGAGAAGAAAAUAUAGAGAUAUAUAUUAAAGUUAAAAAAGUGAAAACAGAACUUAACACAACGUAGGAGAUAAAUAAAAAGAGGAGAGGAGGAAGGAAAACUAUAUUAAAAUUCUAAGGUUAAAAAAAAAAACAGAAAAAAGAAAAAAAGGUCCAUAUUCCAGUGUAAGUCUGAAGAGUAUUUUUGCACUCACAAAGAAAACAAUGCCAUCACUAUGGUUUCACUGUAAAGAAAAAAGCUAGAAAUUAAGUGUACAGUUAAAUUACAUGUACCUGCAUUUUGAUUCCAUCUGAUUUGACACCAUGGCCUCAUUUUACCCGUAGUCAUCUCCAGCCCAUGAUAGUACCUGUUGCAAUAUGGGUAAUGUAGUUCAGUUUAACAUGGCACAAAAGAUACAACUUCCUCAAUACUUCACCAAUUGAUUGGUCAUGUAUAUCAUGUCAUAUAUUUUAAAGAAUGGAACAGAUGUAAUGUGUAGGCUUGUUACAAAAUAUAAAAUUUUAAUUUUCAGGAUAUUAAGAUUGCCAAAUGCAUAUAGCAGAGUGCUAUACAUGGCUGUAUAUAUUCUAAAAGCACAGUAUAAACUCAAAAAGCUAUUUUGUAUUAAGUUUGAAUAAAAUCAAGUGCUUUUUACCUCUACAACAAACAGGUACACAACAGUAUACAACAGUAAUAUUCUCACAAGGUAUUUUUAGGGCAUUCAACAAAAAAACUAAUGCCACUCAAACUGGCAUUGAGAUUGGAAAUCAAAACAACAUCUUGCACCUUAAUGUAUUUCUCUUGUAUUUUUUCUUCACUUUAAAUGGUGCUAUGGUAUUUGAUGUUUAAACAGCCUGAAUCUGCUUCAGCUAUAUUCAUGUGAGAAUCGUUUAUAAGAGGAUGCGUCAUGAAUAUUACAGCACACACAACUCUCACCCGAUAAUGCUGCUACGUACUGUUCCUCCCAUCUUAACCGCAGUGUGUUUAACGGUAACCAACACAGCAGGGAUCACGCGUUAAGAGAAAAAAAAAAUCCCUUACAACGAUCCCACUGAUCACAAAUCAAAACCAAGCCCAAAAGUGUGCCGCGUGGCCAUGGUCAAUAACCAAUAAACAAAAACAAGCCAAGCUGUUUCUGGUCAGGAGGAAUACUACAUAGGUUUUCUUUUUCGUUCUCUUCUUUGUUCCAAGCAAGCAUUGUCAUCUCUGCUACUACAGUCAAAUAUAUUUAAAAAAAAAAGGUAACAAGAGGGUGAAGACUAGCUUAGCCACUGUCCGAACGGAGGGGGUCAGCGCAGCAUCGGUGUCCGCAGUGCACGCCUCUGCUGCUUUGGCUCCUGCCGUUUUAAAGAACUCAAGGAGGCGCAGGCGAAGUCGGCGGAGAAACGG